AUGCAUGAGGUGUCUCAAGGCCAAGCGCCUAAAAGUCCCCCACCUAGCAGCAACACAGAGCUACAUCAGAGCACUGAACAGUCAACACCGGGUGAAUCCGUUUGCGAAUCCCACUAUGUGGCAUGGGAGUCAGCGCCAAAUCCCAAAAGCCAUUUCUCGAUUGGGGAAUGGGGCGCCACAGCAAGCAUCAAUGCUUACGGGCAGAUGAUGCUUUUCAGAAACUUCUUGGAGGUUGAAACUUAUGGGUUCAUUUCUGUAGAACAAAAAUGCGAAUCGACCCCUGACUUUGCCCAUAGCAGGGCCGAAAGGGCCAACCAACUGGAAUGGAUGUCUGGAAAUGCCCUUCCCAUAGGGGAAACUGCAUUCGGUCUCAAAUUCCCUGGCUUGGAGAUUGGGAAAGAACUCCCUCGCCUAAGCCUGUUGCGGUACAGAUGGCCAAGAUACCAAUACCACACCGACAAGUGCGAACUCGAUAUACAUUGGAUGAUUCACCAUAAUCACCUGCUGCAACAAUGCAUUGUCAAGAAUUUGGAAACCAGCCCCUUGGAUGUAGAGUUCAAAUUCUGCAAUCCCGACUCUUCCAUGGUUGUCCGGGGCCUAAACUACACUGCGACCGGGCGGGGGGCUAACACAUGUUUCGGCCAGGCUUGCCCUGAUGAGCUUGGAUGGUGCAGAUCGACAACGUUGAAUAAGUCCCGAGAAGCUAUCCUGAAAAGUAGGCAGCCCAGCGGCGGAUAUAACCGCCCAACUGAGGCUUCGGGUUGGCCGCAUAUCGGAGAGUCGGCGGCGGUAGUGGUAUCCGUGUUCCUCAAUGGCGAGCCAAUGAGAUGGAAAGCAGCGACAUCAGCCUGGACUCACAGGCUGGAAGCAAGGACAAACAACGACAUAUGCUCUUCUUCAACUACUAUGGAAGUUGUUGUUGCUUACCAUUUGCGUCAUUCAGAAAGUUCUUAUACCGACUUAGGGGCAAUUUCGAUACCUGCUGCUGCUGUUAGGGUCGGCGAGUUUCUGAGGGAAGAGCCUUUUUCACCAAUCUGUAUAUCUGGAAUCGACCUAGCAAGAAAGGAUGAUCUUCAAAGCUUCCCCAGUCCGGACCCUGCUAUCGAUGGGGUUGACAGCCUGAACGAGAAUAUACUCGAAGCCUUCGGAGAGACAGCAUCGCCCGAUAAACAUAUUGAAUUUUUAACAAGACGACACCUUGAGCACAUUAUCUCGGUCUGUGCCAUUCCAGUACAUCAUCCACCCCCAAACCCGGUCGAGAUAGGGACUCCAGGGUCCAAACCUCGACGACGCGUCAUUUCCAUUGCUUUGACAUGCGGUGACAUGUCGGAGCACGUCAUUUAUGCCUCGUCAAGUUUUUUCGCAUUUAUGUUUCUACUUGAAGCUUUCCGCAGAUUGAAACGUAUUUGCCCAAGAGAUGAGUACGUGGCUACUAUGCUGACCAGAAUCUCAAUAGUCUGCAUAGGGCAUAUGGAGUGGCUCAGACUUGCAGAGCUAGACGCAGGACUUUUUUCCCUCGACUAUUGGCCGGUAGGUGGAAUAAGGAAAGAGUACAGAACUUUCCUUUUCGGGCCUCAUAUUCGACCAUUUGAUACCUCAUUUCACAUCAUCAAAGCUGGGGAGUUCGUCAAAGUCUAUACCGAGCCAGAUUACCAAGAAUUGGCUCGCACUGUUGUUGACAGGGUUUCGGAACGCUGGGUUGAGGGUCUAAGACUUUCAGACAAGAGAAGCGUAUCUGUAUGGCCGCACUGUUUCCCGAAGCGACCCAAAGCGACACCAGAGUUCCGAUUAAGUGACCAGAUAUGGAUUUGGAAGGCCCUUAGGGUUGUUGAAAAAAUGAUAAUCUCUCCACCUUCCGACCCUGCAAGCCAGAAAAGGGGGCUCUCAGAGUUACCACCCUCAUUUUCGCCUCAUGGCUUGCAACGAAACAUUGUCAAGCGUUUCACCACUAAGAAUCCUCUGAUAAAACAGCGUACUUUGGCAGCUACACGUUCAGCGCGCCGGGUCCGCUUCACAUUCCAUGCGGAAGAUACUGUGCUCUUAUAUGGCGAAGACUGGGGUUUCUUUCACAGGGAGACAAAGUCCUGGAACAGCUUUAUCAAUUUACAGAAUAUUUGCAUGGAUAAUCAAAUUAUGGAAUGGGAUAAUGUGCUUCGAUAUGGCCUGGCUCUUAUGAUGGGGGCUCGCGGAUACUCCAUCAUCAGUUGCCAGCAUCCGAGAGAGCUGACCAAGUCUGCCUUCUCCAUGUUGGUAAGUGUUUCAGGCCAAAAUGGCUUUUUUCCGGGGAAAAUGGAUUUUGAAACCAAAGAGCCGCUGCAGCCUCAGACGCACAGAGAUGAAGUCUUGUCCUUCAAUACGAGUUUCCAAGUUCCAUUCAUCUUGUUUAUGAAUGCUCUCCAAACUUCCAAUGCCUACCAGGAACCUCAAAAUACCAAUUACGAGCUGCCGAUUAUCGACUCGCCAAAUAAUAUGCGUCUCAACAUGGAGUCUCCCAUUCAACCCAAGUUAGAGAGAUCUGAUUCUAUACCCAACUCAGAGGCAGCCUGCUGGCUUGAAAAAUAUUCACUUUUGAGUCCUCUAAAUGACCCUAAGAAUAUCAUCGAUAUUCAUGAGGAAGAAUGGCUAUACAACUAUCCUCGGGUUUUCUCUUCGGAAAAAGUCAUGAGCCAAGAGGCUUUUCGAGAUACUCUUAAGAAUAUACGAAAUUACCCAUUUGAUUCCAGCUGUCGCACUAUCACCAGAGGGAUAGAUGAAUAUCUCUCAAAAGUGACGCAAGAUCCUCGAUUAGCAGAGAAGGAAAUGAACUCUCCAGUUGCAGGCUGGGACGCUUUCGACGAUAUCUCCGAGACGGCUAGGGUGAUUGAUGCUGCCAAAAGAAGAGCAACAGGAAAGAAUGCGAUCCCCGUCAUGCGACGUCCCAGUGAUAGUUGCUGCUUCGAGUUACAGGCAACGAAUUCGGCAUUAUGGAAGCAUAUUGGCGGGGCGCGUGAUGCUCUGCAAGCGAAGAAACGUUUUAUCUGGCUGUAUAGGGCAGACAGGGGAACCGCAUUGGCAUGUUAUAUGAGCGCAAAGUUUGAUCGAGACGUAAUGAACCGAUAUUUUGAACGCCAUAGCCAAUACGAGAAGUCUUUCCUCGAGCUAGUUGAUAAGCUGCCAAAUAUGUGGGCGACUGAGUUUCAUCUUAGCUUUCAUAGGCUGCUCAGACCUGGUGAAUCAAAGGAUGCGGGGAUCCCAGAGCGGAGGGAAGAGACACUUCCUGGUCGGAAGAAGAAAAAAAUCGUCAAGUGUUCAAUGGGUUUCCAUUUCAGAGGCGACUGGUUUGACAAAUAUUGGACCUGCUACUCAGUUGAGUACCCCCAAAUAGAAACCGGGUCCUUAAGAUUGCCGCUUCAUCGUUUCGAUCUGAAGAAUACUGGACGUCUUUGGAGGCAAAGAAAGAUCCUGGAGCAAUGGCUAUUCCUAAUAAUCAUGGAAAAACUGCUGGAAGGUUCGACAGAAAUAUAUAACGAAAUUGCAAGCGAAUUCGGGUUUCGCAAUGAUGUUUUCACCAUAUCCAUCACCGACAGUGAAGACUAUUUCUCAAGAGAUUGGCUUCGGCUUCAGCAUAUGCUGGAAGCAAUCGAGUUGGACCUCACAGAAUCGAUGAAAAUCAUUAAGAAGUGGGAAACUCGAGUCAGCGACAGAGAUGAGCAACCUCGAUGGACCGAAAAGCAUGAACGCAAAUACGGAGACGAGGUCAAAUUUUGGACUGGGGUCGCAAAUGGACAAAUAAACGAUCUCCAGCACCUACUAGAUAAAAUAAGGGCCUUGAAAGUUGUGAUCAUUCAAAGCCAGGAACAUGUCAGAGGUGACUUGAGUCUACGCGGUGCAGAAAACAUUCGCUUUUUCACUUACGUGACCGUCAUUUUCUUACCUCUGAGUUUUUCUGCCAGCGUUAUGAGUAUGAAUGGUGCACCAAGUGGCAAUUUGAUGGUUGGCAUGAUGAUUUACGCCAUUGUAUCACUUGCUCUCACAUUCAUCGCUUUAUACAACGCCGCACCAGUUGGUAAGAUUCUGAGGAAGGUCUUCAAAAGUUAUUACACAUCUUUUACCAACUCGACAAUGCAGCAGAGCUCUCUUGUGCAGUUUCCUAACUUCAUGUCUCGUUCAAACUUUGACACGGACACACUGAGCACAAAGGAGACUGAUGUUGGGUCGGAGAACAACCUCACAUUGCAUACGAACCCGGAAGAAGGAUAUAAUGCCCAUUUCUGGUUUUGGUUUACGUACAUUGUGAUAGAACUGCCCGCAAGACGCGUCAUAUUGGGAUACGAUAUCCUCAAAGGUGGAUCUCUUAGCUGGAAAGCGUUCUACCACGUCCCAACCGCAAUAGCUAUGCUGCCAGUAUGUUUAUUGAGCUUCGUAAUUCGAGUUGCCUUCUAUAACUUGAUAGACCUGUUGAAGUUUACAGGAGGUUGGAUUGUCUGGUUCUUCUUUUCGCCUUAUACCGAGAACAACAAAGAGUCACAAGAGCAUUUCAGGUGGUUAAUACAGCUCCCAGAAUACGUUCGUCCCUUGCAAAAUAUUCAUGAUGAGAUGGAAGAAAUGAGGCAGACGUGGGACAGGGAACGGACAGGAGCAGAGGAAGAUGGCAAGCAAGCUGGGGAACCAGAUGAUCAGGCUCACUCCUAA
This is a messenger RNA of Clonostachys byssicola, 4671 nucleotides long. Lineage: Eukaryota; Fungi; Ascomycota; Sordariomycetes; Hypocreales; Bionectriaceae. The record is from the annotation of a GenBank genome assembly.